AUGGAGGACCUGGCGAGAGAGCGGCUCAUUGAGAGCGCACGAAGCCACCACGACAUAAAGAACAUAAACUUGUACCUAGCGAAUAUAGAGGAAAAUAUAAUAAGAAUUAAAAAUGAAGGAGAGAGUAUCAUCGACGAGGUGUUCCUGGCCUUCAACGGGUCUAUUAGCCACAUUUCCCUGUAUGCCUAUUUGUACGACCACAAGGUAAGUGUGAAUUUAGAUUGCCUCCAGCUUAUAUACGAGCAGAGCUACAUAGAGGAGGAAAAGGUGAUCGGAGAGGGAAGUAAGGAACAGGAGAGUGUGGUAGACAUUGCCAAAUUCGAUUCAGACCUGAUUCAUUAUCUGGUGAGUGAGUGCAGAAGUAACCACGACGAGUCGACCAAUUUCACCCACAAGGAAAUUGAACAAAUCAUUGAGAACCAUAAAAACAGAAUUUUUGACGAGUCCAUAAGAGUGUACAAGGACAAGUAUGGUGAUGCAAUAAAAAUAUACAACUGCUUCAUCGAUUUUAGUCAUUUUUUUUAUGAUGAGAAAAAAAUGAAGUUCAUAAAAAAAAAAAAAACAGAUAUUGUGGAAAAUUAUAACAAUUACAUAGAUGCAAACACUGACGUUGAAUUUUACGAAUUAAAAUAUCACCUGCUGACUAAGAAGGCGAAGGGGCAUGCCUCCGUUCUGUUUUGGUCGGAUGCUCUAAACGAGAUCCACAUUAAGAACAAAACGAUCAUAACAUCUGUGGAUGCCAUUAAGCUGACCAACACGGGACACCAGCAUGUGAUUGGCAUUUUGGGACUCAACCGCGAUGGCGAUAUGGUCAUCCAGGGCAUACGUAACGAAAUAAAGCUCUUCCUUAACCGGGAGUGCGUGAUAAAUCAUGGGCUGUACUGCAUUGGGCACGUGAUCCUCGUGCAGGGCCGCAUGCGCCUCGCUAAUAAGACCUUCUACGCCGCGGAGAUCAUGCACCCCCCCAGAAACUUCGAAGAGGAGCGGAACGAAGAAGACAUGUUCUACGAUUUUGAAAACGAAAAGGAGAAAAAAGAAAUAGAGGAGUACGAAAUCAUUGUACGCAAAAAUGACAGAAAAAAAAACUGGAUUAUCAUGCACGAUGUGUACUUGGACAAUCCACACACGUUCGAGGUCCUCGAUAAAAUGUUCACCUUGUAUGUGAAUACCUAUCCUGAAAAUGAGUUACCUGUGGGAUUCAUAUUUAUGGGAGACUUCAUAAGCCUCAAGUUCGAUUACAACAAAAAUUUUCACAAUGUCUACAUAAAGGGAUUUGAGAAGCUGUCCGUUAUGCUGAUAUCGAAGUUCAAGCUAGUCUUAGAGCAAUGCUACUUGAUCUUCAUUCCUGGGAUGAAUGACCCAUGUGCAUGCAAGAAUAGCGUGCCACAAAUGCCCAUCCUACCAUACUAU
Molecule: messenger RNA, 1410 nt
Organism: Plasmodium cynomolgi strain B
Lineage: Eukaryota; Apicomplexa; Aconoidasida; Haemosporida; Plasmodiidae
Product: DNA polymerase alpha/epsilon subunit B
Exons: 2
Biological process (GO): DNA-templated DNA replication; error-prone translesion synthesis
Cellular component (GO): epsilon DNA polymerase complex
Molecular function (GO): DNA binding
Source: RefSeq, a predicted model, not a curated record